Molecule: messenger RNA, 591 nt
Organism: Umbelopsis ramanniana AG
Lineage: Eukaryota; Fungi; Mucoromycota; Umbelopsidomycetes; Umbelopsidales; Umbelopsidaceae
Exons: 5
Coding region: 99-467 (122 amino acids)
Source: RefSeq, a predicted model, not a curated record
ACGUAGUGACCGUCCUUUUUUGAUUCCGCUCGGCCAUGAAGGGAGCUGCUGUCUCACGUUCAUCGACCCUAUGCCUGACAUUCAACCACUAAUAGAAGAUGAUAUCCCGAGAUAAUGAGUUUGCUGAAAAAUACAAAAAGCUCGUGGAAAGCCGUGAACGAUACACAUCUAUAAAGAGCAAUCUCGAUACCCACUUGAGCAACGUCUCUCAACAAGCGCAAGAAACAGCAGCGUCUUUAAAGGAUAUACAGAUCGAACUAGAGAGUUACAACGAAGAAAAAAGGAAUAGAAAGGAUACGUGGGAAGCAAAGCGAACAGCUUAUCUCGAGGAAGUGCAGUCCAAGCAAAAGUCUUUUGAUUUGGGACAUCGAAGGGAACUCGAUAAGCUGGAGGAAAAAUAUGCAAAAUUGACUCGCGAAUCGACUUAUGCCAAUCUUGUAGGUACCAAUACAUGGAACUACAAGUAGUGACGGACAGAGAGAGUGAUAUUAUACCCCACAAGCAUUGCUUCUUUUAUGUUUUAUGCCUUAUUCACGUUAAUAAAAUAUGCCAGCACAUACCAACGCGUAAAUCUUUCUAUCGGCGCUUGCC